AUGAAAGCGUGCAUAAUUCUCCAUAAUAUGAUUGUUGAAGAUGAGCGGGAUAAUAAUGAAGUGGUAGAUUUAGAUUAUGAACAAAAUGAUGGAGUGGAUAAUCCUCCUCUGCAAAUGUUACGUGAACAAAGUGAUGAAUUUUUGUCAUACAUUGAGAGGCAUGGAUGCAUUAGAGACCGAGAAAUUCAUUUUCAACUCCAGUCGGACCUUAUUGAACAUUUAUGGCAAUCGCAAGAGGAUUAUUUGCUAUCAUGCGGCGGCGGCGGCGAUGGAAAAAGAGUCAUCAGUGGCGGUGGUGGCAGCAACAGUGGUGGAAAAAGAGUUGUCGGCGGUGGCGGCGGCGGCAGUGGCAGUGGCAGUGGUGGCGGCGGCGGCGGCGGCGAUGGCGGUGGCGGUGGCGGUUGA
Molecule: messenger RNA, 405 nt
Organism: Quercus lobata
Lineage: Eukaryota; Viridiplantae; Streptophyta; Magnoliopsida; Fagales; Fagaceae
Product: aspartate, glycine, lysine and serine-rich protein-like
Exons: 2
Coding region: 1-405 (134 amino acids)
Source: RefSeq, a predicted model, not a curated record